Molecule: messenger RNA, 1368 nt
Organism: Knipowitschia caucasica
Lineage: Eukaryota; Metazoa; Chordata; Actinopteri; Gobiiformes; Gobiidae
Source: the annotation of a GenBank genome assembly
AUGCAUGUGUUCUACAGGGACCUGCACCUGGACCUGGACCUGGACCUGGACCUGCACCUGCACCUGGACCUGCACCUGGACCUGCACCUGGACCUGCACCUGGACCUGCAUCUGGACCUGCACCUGCACCUGGACCUGCACCUGGACCUGCACCUGGACCUGCACCUGGACCUGCACCUGGACCUGCACCUGGACCUGCACCUGCACCUGGACCUGCACCUGCACCUGGACCUGCACCUGGACCUGCACCUGGACCUGCACCUGCACCUGGACCUGCACCUGGACCUGCACCUGGACCUGCACCUGCACCUGGACCUGAACCUGGACCUGGACCUGCACCUGGACCUGCACCUGGACCUGCACCUGGACCUGCACCUGGACCUGGACCUGGACCUGCACCUGGACCUGCACCUGGACCUGCACCUGGACCUGGACCUGGACCUGCACCUGGACCUGCACCUGGACCUGCACCUGGACCUGCACCUGGACCUGCACCUGGACCUGCACCUGCACCUGGACCUGCACCUGGACCUGCACCUGGACCUGCACCUGGACCUGCACCUGGACCUGCACCUGCACCUGGACCUGAACCUGCACCUGGACCUGCACCUGGACCUGCACCUGGACCUGCACCUGGACCUGCACCUGGACCUGCACCUGGACCUGGACCUGCACCUGGACCUGGACCUGCACCUGGACCUGGACCUGGACCUGCACCUGGACCUGCACCUGGACCUGGACCUGCACCUGGACCUGGACCUGCACCUGGACCUGCACCUGGACCUGCACCUGCACCUGGACCUGCACCUGGACCUGCACCUGCACCUGCACCUGCACCUGGACCUGCACCUGGACCUGCACCUGCACCUGCACCUGCACCUGGACCUGCACCUGGACCUGCACCUGGACCUGCACCUGGACCUGCACCUGGACCUGGACCUGCACCUGGACCUGCACCUGGACCUGCACCUGGACCUGCACCUGGACCACCACCUCUGCCCCGAGGAACACACUGAGGUGAGGGACAGGAGGCCCCUGGACUCUGUGGAGGAGGUGAGGGACAGGAGGCCCCUGGACUCUGUGGAGGAGGUGAGGGACAGGAGGCCCCUGGACUCUGUGGAGGAGGUGAGGGACAGGAGGCCCCUGGACUCUGUGGAGGAGGUGAGGGACAGGAGGCCCCUGGACUCUGUGGAGGAGGUGAAGGACAGGAGGCCCUUGGACUCUGUGGAGGAGGUGAGGGACAGGAGGCCCCUGGACUCUGUGGAGGAGGUGAAGGACAGGAGGCCCUUGGACUCUGUGGAGGAGGUGAGGGACAGGAGGCCCCUGGACUCUGUGGAGGAUCACCUCCACAGGCACAGGAGGUGCUAG